Messenger RNA from Tetrahymena thermophila SB210, 1959 nucleotides. Its product is annotated as ubiquitin carboxyl-terminal hydrolase. Gene Ontology annotation, biological process: protein deubiquitination. The record is from RefSeq and is a predicted model, not a curated record. Gene Ontology annotation, molecular function: cysteine-type endopeptidase activity; zinc ion binding; cysteine-type deubiquitinase activity. The transcript is spliced from 8 exons. Gene Ontology annotation, cellular component: nucleus; cytosol. Lineage: Eukaryota; Ciliophora; Oligohymenophorea; Hymenostomatida; Tetrahymenidae.
AUGAGUGUCUGUACUCAUAUCAACAAGUUAAAAGUAGAAAAGAUUGCCAAUUUGGCAAACAAUGUUAAAAAAAUUGACUUUUGUCAAUCUAACAUUCAUAGCAACAAAACUUUAAAUGUGAAACAAUCUAGUGAUAUUUGGAUUUGCUUAGAUUGUGGCAAUUAAGCAUGUUCAAAAUACUCAGAAAGUGCAUGUGCACAAAAACACUGUGUAGAGUAGAAGCAUAGAUUAGCAAUUGGAGUAAAGAAAUUACUCAUAUUUUGUUUUGAGUGCGAUAAUGAUUUACAAUCUAUAUUGGAUGAAUUAGAAGUAGAUAAUGUAUCCAAUAACAAUACCAAAAAGCUAGAAACAUUCGUAGAUAAAGUGAAGCAAAUUUUCUUUAAAUUGUAGCAAACAACUAAUAAAUCAAGCAAUAUCUCAGCUAACAAUAGUAGCUAACAAACUGUAAAGAUUGUAGACUAAAAAUAACAAAACAAUGCCUUAAAUCAACCUUAAAAAUUAGAAAAAAUACCUAAUUGCAUUUUUGGACUUUAGAACAUAGGGAAUACAUGCUUUUUCAACUCAGUCAUUCAAUGUCUAAAUGGAACAGAAUUAAUCAUAUAAAAUUACAUAGACUCUAUUGAGUAUGAUUUCGAUUAAUAAAUAGAUGUUUGGGAAGAGAUAAACAACGAAGAAAAAGAAUAAACUUCAGUCUAAGAAAAGAAAGACGAAGAUGAUGGAUGGAAUUGUGUUAAAAAGAAAGAUGUGAAGAAGAUUACUGUCAUAGAUAAUAGUAAAUACACAUAAAUACCUGCUAAAAAAAUAAAUUAGCUUUUCAAAAAAUUACUUGUAGAAGCUAGGUUAACUAAAAAUCACAUAUUUAAUCCAUAAAGUAUGUAUAAUGCUAUUUCUUAAUAGUUUUCUAGAUUCAAAACAUUUGAGCAAUAAGAUGCUCACGAUCUUUUAAGAUGUUUACUCGAUAGUUUAAUUGUUGGAGAAGAAAAGUGGCAAAAUGUUAAAAAGAGUAUUGAGAAAAAAAUAGGAAAAUAGAAAAAUACAAUAACUGAAAAUAUAUUUGGUGGAUAUUUGGCUAAUUAUCUUAAAUGUUUAGAGUGCAAUCAUGUCAGUAGAACUUUUGAUUUUUGCUUAGAUUUAGCUCUUCCAAUUGUUUCUAAGAAAAGCUAAUAAGCACAAUAAAAAAAGAUAGUUGCUCCUCUUGAUAUUCUUGGUAUUGAAGAAGAAAAAAAAGAAAAUAAUGUUUAGUCAGCCACUUAAAAUCAGAUUGCAAAAUAAAAUGAGGAAUCAAAGUAACAGAACCAAGAAAAACCUAUUGAGAAAUAAUAAAUUUAUCAGGUUAUAGAUAGUAAAGAACUCACUGGUUCAAAAGUUCCAUAUUUUUCUUAGGAAACUCCUUAGUAUAUGUGGGAACCAUUAGAAUAUACCUCUAAAAUUCAAGAGAACAAUUCUCAAAUUAGAAAAUUGGAGAAUCUUCUUGAUGAAUUCUUUGGAUUUGAAGUUUUAAACAAAACAAACAACUACUAUAAAUGUGAAAAAUGCGGCUAGUCCUCCAAAGCAAUGAAGAAAUUUUACCUAUAUGAAACCCCUUAAGUUCUCACAUUAGUCUUAAAGAGAUUUGUCUAAACUGGAAACAACAGAUUUGAAAAGAUCAAUUUUCAUGUUGAUAUUCCAGAAUUUAUAAAUGUUGAUCCAUAUACACUUAUUAAAAGCACUAGUAAUUAGUAAUUAAAUGAAGAAAAUACUAAGAAAUUUAGAAAAAACAUUAAUUAUGAGCUAUAUGGUACUGUUUGCCAUUAGGGCUCUCUAACUUAAGGUCAUUAUGUAUCUUAUGUCAAACAUUUUGCAAAUGGAGAACCUCAUUGGUUCUAUUAUAGCGAUGAAGAGUAUCAUGAAACAAAUUGGAAUAAUGUGAAAGGAUGCUAAGCAUAUAUACUUUUUUAUAAAAAAAUAUCAUCUAGCUGA